UUGCGCUGACAGGUUCUGCACAGAUGUGUCUACAGUUCUGUGGUCCAAGCCAGAAGCUGCAUCUGAAAUAUUGUACGUCGAACUGCUAGUUAAAUGAAGACCAAGUCUGGUAAUCGGCCUCUAGCUUGUCAGCCCAAACGAGAAAGAAACCCUGAUUGCUUUGCCCUGGGAAAUAGUAAUCCUGCCGAAAACACCUGCUUGCCGGGGACAGAGGAUGUGAUGGAGCUGCUUGAAGAAGAUCUCACCUGCCCAAUUUGUUGCAGUCUGUUUGAUGAUCCUAGAGUUUUGCCUUGCUCACACAACUUCUGCAAAAAAUGCUUAGAAGGUCUCUUAGAGGGAAAUGUGCGCAAUUCAUUGUGGAGACCAUCUCCUUUCAAGUGCCCUACAUGCCGUAAGGAAACUUCAGCUACUGGAGUCAAUAGUCUGCAGGUUAAUUACUCCCUGAAGGGUAUUGUGGAGAAGUAUAACAAAAUCAAGAUCUCUCCCAAAAUGCCAGUGUGCAAAGGACACUUGGGCCAACCUCUCAAUAUUUUCUGCUUAACUGAUAUGCAGCUGAUUUGUGGGAUCUGUGCUACUCGGGGUGACCACACCAAGCAUGUCUUCUGUUCUAUUGAAGAUGCCUAUGCUCAGGAAAGGGAUGCCUUUGAGUCCCUCUUUCAGAGUUUUGAGACCUGGCAUCGGGGAGAUGCUCUUUCUCGCUUAGAUACCUUGGAAACUAGCAAGAGGAAAUCCUUACAGUUACUGACUAAAGAUUCAGAUAAAGUGAAGGAAUUUUUUGAGAAGUUACGACAUACUCUGGAUCAAAAGAAGAAUGAAAUCCUUUCUGACUUUGAGACCAUGAAACUUGCAGUCAUGCAAGCCUACGAUCCAGAAAUCAACAAACUCAAUACCAUUUUGCAGGAGCAACGGAUGGCAUUUAACAUUGCUGAGGCUUUCAAGGAUGUAUCAGAACCGAUUAUAUUUCUGCAGCAGAUGCAGGAGUUCAGGGAGAAAAUCAAAGUUAUCAAGGAAACACCUUUGCCUCCCUCUAAUUUGCCUUCAAGCCCUUUAAUGAAGAAUUUUGAUACUGGUCAGUGGGAGGACAUAAAACUAGUAGAUGUGGAUAAACUCUCCUUACCUCAAGAUACUGGCACAUUCAUUAGCAAGAUUCCUUGGAGCUUCUACCAGCUGUUUAUGGUAGUCCUUCUGCUUGGCCUUAUUUUUUUCUGUCCUACCUUAUUCCUAGAAUGGUCUUUAUUUGAUGAGUUGGCAAAGUGGAAGGACCAUCUUUCAAACUUCACUUCUUACCUGACUAAAUCAGCUUGUUUUAUAGAACAAUCAGUUUUUUAUUGGGAACAAAUGGCAGAUGUGCUUUUCAUUUUGAGUGAAAGAGUUAAGAAUUUUACUUUGGUGGUACUGAACAAUGUGGCAGAAUUUGUGUGCAAAUAUAAACUAUUAUAAGAUCUCUUGAACUCUGCAGUUUUUUGU
Perognathus longimembris pacificus (Pacific pocket mouse) is the source of this 1467-nucleotide messenger RNA. RefSeq names its product E3 ubiquitin-protein ligase TRIM13-like. The record is from RefSeq and is a predicted model, not a curated record. Gene Ontology annotation, biological process: positive regulation of canonical NF-kappaB signal transduction; innate immune response; positive regulation of macroautophagy. The transcript has a single exon. Gene Ontology annotation, molecular function: zinc ion binding. NCBI's taxonomy places the organism in Eukaryota, Metazoa, Chordata, Mammalia, Rodentia, Heteromyidae. The coding region runs from base 94 to 1440 and encodes 448 amino acids.